This is a messenger RNA of Vicia villosa (hairy vetch), 3810 nucleotides long. RefSeq names its product LEAF RUST 10 DISEASE-RESISTANCE LOCUS RECEPTOR-LIKE PROTEIN KINASE-like 1.2. NCBI's taxonomy places the organism in Eukaryota, Viridiplantae, Streptophyta, Magnoliopsida, Fabales, Fabaceae. The transcript has 5 exons. The record is from RefSeq and is a predicted model, not a curated record. Gene Ontology annotation, molecular function: protein kinase activity; ATP binding; polysaccharide binding. Bases 549 to 2471 code for a protein of 640 amino acids. Gene Ontology annotation, biological process: protein phosphorylation.
CAGUGUGAUCCAUUCAAUGUGACGAAAAUUCAAACCAACCAUUAUGCUUACAUCAGUUCAAAGUACACAGUCAUGGAAAAAUGCAUACAGGGGCAUAUAGAGGAGGAUAUUCCAAUCACAUAUAGAGUAAUAUUAUUGCUGUCCAGAUGACCAAGCAUAACACUCCAAUGUUGCUGCCCUACCAUGUCCUUUGCUAUCCAAGAAUUGCCUAAAAUGGCACAACAAUAAAAUUGCAUCAGAUAGUGGUACAGCAGUAACACAUUCAUAAAAGGAGAGAGGAGAAUGCAAAUUUUUCAAAAGAAAAAAGAAACACUUACCUUAUCUUCAUCUCAUAUCUAAAACAGCGACAUCAACAUUCACCCCUUCGAUUUCUUUGUGACAGCUUCACUUUUUCCUUAAACCACCAUCUUCAUCUAACAAAUAUUCACCAACACCUCGCCGGAUACCUCACCAGACAAACACGUGCAGCCGUCGGUACCGUUCUCGCAGAUCCUCCCUCAAGUUUCAUUCUGGGUUGUUUGCCGCACGUUCUGAUUACCAGAAUUAUUAUGGAAAAAUACCAUUAUCAAAUAUCAUUACCAUUUUCUUUCAUCACUAGCAAUUUUAUAUUUCUCUCACUUUUCUUUAGCCAAUUUCACGUUACCGCAGAUGAGAUGUACACAUCUUGUGCACCUUUUAACUGUGGUAAUUUCAUUAAUAUAAGCUAUCCUUUUUGGAACUUUAACACCCAACCUAGCUAUUGUGGACACCCAAAAUUUAUGCUUGACUGUCAAAAUGGAAGCUUGACUAUAGAAAUUAAGUCACAAAAGUUUCACAUCCUUCAUAUGGAUCAAGCCUCUCAAAUUUUGAGGAUUGCAAGAGAAGAUAUGUGGAAUUUGGUUGCCGGUGAAAGACGUCUUUGUCCCAAACAUUAUACUAAUGUGGAUAUAGAUUUUCAUUUGUUCAAUUACACCUCCAACAAUGAAAUCUAUACUAUAUUGUACGAGUGUGGUCCUCUUCCAGAUUCAUACUAUUCUCUCGCAAAUCAAAAUAUUUUUGAAGUAACGACUUGUUUUAUAGAGGGGAUUCUUCAUACUGAAUACAUAGUAUCAAGUGACAAAUUGGCUGAUUUUGGUGUUAUGAAGUGUAAGAAUAGUACCACAGUUCGUGGAAAAAGGAAUUAUUUGAAAAACAACUCAACAGUUACAAGGAAUGUUUUAGAGGAAGGAUUUGAAGUGAGAUGGAAUGUUGUGGGAGAUGACACGUGCCAUAAUUGCAUAAAGCGUGGAGGGAGAUGUAUAUACAAAAGAGUAGAAAAGGCAGUAUUGUGUCUCUCAAAGGAAUCUAUAAUAUCAAAAGGAACAUGGAGUUGGAAAACGAAACUCACUGUUGGUGUUAUUUCUUCUAUGUUGGCAACACUUGUUAUCGCUUCCAUAUGCAUUUAUAGGCGCCGCAAUAAUAAUAGUUCUGCUGAGUCCUAUAUAGACUCUCCUAGCAUCUCCCAACAACUAACUGAACGGAUUAGCAAAAGUCAAAACUAUGGAGUUGAACAUUUUAUCUUUGAUGAUCUUAAUGUGGCCACGGAACACUUUAGUGUUGACAACAGACUAGGAGAUGGAGGCAGUGGAGAAGUAUUUCGUGGAAAACUACCUGACGGGCGCGAAGUGGCGGUGAAAAGACUUUUUGACACCGGAAAUAAACAAGACCUAUUUCUCAAUGAAAUAAAAAUUCUAGCAAAGGUUAAGCAUGACAAUCUUGUAUUGUUGUAUGGUUGCACAUCACUAAAAAGCCGCGAACCUAUGGUUGUCUACGAGUAUGUUUCCAAUGGAACUUUGCAUGAACUUCUUCAUGGCGACCAAACUACAUCUAAAAAACUUCCUUGGGAUACUAGGAUGAGGAUUGCUGUGGAGACUGCAGAUGCAUUGAAGUAUCUUCACACUUAUAAAGUCGUCCAUAGAGAUGUUAAAACUAGUAACAUUCUGUUAACUGCCGAUUGUCAUGUCAAAGUAGCAGAUUUUGGACUCUCGCGCAUUUUUCUAGUUGAUGAAAGUCGUGUUUUAACAACUGCACAAGGGACUCCAGGCUGUGUAGACCCCGAGUACCAAAAUACUAAUGUGCUUACUUAUAAAAGUGAUGUUUUUAGUUUUGGAGUGGUGUUGAUGGAACUAAUAACAUGUUUGUGUGCUUAUGAUGAUAUCUCCAGAAAGGGCGAUGAUAUCUUUCUGUACAAAAUGGCUGUGGACAGAAUUCAAAAUCAUGCUUUGACUGAUAUUGUGGACAGUACUCUCAAUUUUAAUUCAGAUUCCAAAGAAAAUCAAAUGAUCAAUGGUGUUGCCGAUUUAGCAGUUUCAUGUCUCCAAAUUUCCAGUGAUAGACCAACCAUGGCAAAAGUGUUCGAAUCCUUGCUGAAAAUUCAACGCGUGAAUGAACUCCAUCCUGAAGCUGCUAGUAGUUCUAACCCAGGUGAUGAAAUAAAGUUACUUAAUAUAUAAUGAUCAAGAUUCACUAUUCCCAAGUUAAAAUAUUGUGAACUACUUGAAAGCAAUAAAAUGCUAGUGUAUAGAGUUAGCUAUAAAACUCUAGUUCUGUUACUAUUUAAUUAUAGUAGAUUGUUGGAUAGUUAGCUUAUUUCAUUAGUUUAGAAAACUUUAUGCAGGGAUUGAUCCCAUUGUAUCAUUUGGUCCAGUUUUAUUAUGAAUGAGAAUUACAAAGUGUUAUAUCAAUUGUCAUAUUUGCAACAUUCAAUCUUACUGCCGUGAGUAUACACAAAGAGGCAAUUCUUUAAGAACUGUUAUGUACACAUCAAAAAUUUAGGAAUGUUUGAUGUUCAUAUGUUUGUAAAGCUUGAGUUUUCUCAUAUGUCUCUGCAUACACAGGCACACAUCUUUGUUCUUCUUUUGUAUCUUUAAAAUUGUGUAAUGCUCUAGAUUAUCAUGAACUUGAUCAGGUGUUGUGUGAAGCUACUCAAUGAUUUUCCCGAAGGUAAGCACUUUUCAAUAUACUAAAUGUAAAAUUAACUGCAAUCUAUUAAUCUGUUACAGGUUUUUGUUCCAACUUUUGUUUAUUCAGACCAUUUUGCAGUUUUCAUAGAAAGUCAUGAUUCAUAGAAAGUUGUUGGCAUAGAUGAGUUCCAAGAUGCUAGUGUGAUGCAAUACAAGUUUCUAAAAAUUCUUGCAUCCCAUCGUAAAGUAAAAAUUAUUGGUGACAAUGAUAGGUCUUAAUAUUUCUUCAUAAAUCCCUAAUGAAUGAGAUGGCUGGAUAGAUAGAUAUCUUUGUUGUUUUUCUCUUAAGUAUCUUGCCAUCAGUUUAGUGACUAUAAUUUAUUUGAUUCUUUCUUCAUGUUUUCUUUCCUUUUAGCAUGCGUGCUACUUCCUAUUAGUGGGUUUAAAGGACAUUGUUUCUCCAUAUACACAAGGGUUUGUUUAAGUAGCUAUUGAUUCUCCUUUUUAAUUGCUUACAAACAGAUGUUUCUUAUCAAAUAUAAAUUUCUAACUACUUGGUUAUAGAGACCAGCUACGCUAUCAACUUCCGUAACUAUAGUUUUUAUAUUAUACUAUCUCUAGCAUUACCAUUCGGAAGAGCCUUACGAGUCAAUAUAUUCCGGAAAUACAAUUACGGGUCACUCCCAUAACUUCAAAUCUGGAAUAUUUUUGCUAAACUGUAGUUUGUAGUUGGGGUGAUUCCGAAUAUACAACUACGGAUCCCUCCCGUAAAUAUAUUUCUGAUUAGUUCUUUGCUCUGCCUAUCAAAUGCUGCGGUGCCUUAGAAAAGCAUAGGUGUGAUAAGAAAUUUCCCAUUUUUAAUUAAUAGUUACGAAGUCGGUUGAUGGUA